CGCAACAUUUUUUGUGCCUGUCGAGAACUCAGAAUGGAUGACCAGUCCAUUACAUCUCUCAAAGCAGCAUUUAUAGGAUCCCAAGUACGCCAUCUUUCGACCCCUCUCGAGCCCUCCACAGAAUGGCGAGACCAGGCCACGGAGCCAGAAGGAGGACAUCUAAGUGACAAGGUGGUGCAGGAUGUCGUUGCCAAAGUCAACGAGAAAAUCAAACAACACAAUCGCAUGGUCUUCUCCCAGCGAUCGCAGCGGCAUGUCGCUGAACAAAUUGAGACAUUACACUGGAACCUUGUCAAUGCCGAGUCGAACGACACGGGGCUCGAUACCGUAAUAAUAAGACGAGACGCUGAGUUGACAGAAACAUCAACGAUUGGGAAUCUCCCAGAAGACUACGACGAUCUGGCCCUCCAUCCUGACCACGAAACGAAUGCAGAGGAGGCGGAGAUGUACACGCGCUUGCGUCAAGAACUGCUAGGUCUAAGUCAUGCGCGGGACGCACUCAAGCAGAAAGUGGCCAAGUACAAGUCCUUGCAGAGGUUGAUGGAGCCACUGGACAACCCCCUGGUCAACAUACAGCCCAAUCUGAUCACCAAAGACGGGGAGCUGAGCAAGGAAUUGGAACGGAUGAGAGUGCUGCUUGCUCGAGUCACUGGGAAGGUGUCCGAAAAACCCAGGUCGCCGGAUUUCGCGAGGACCAACCCAGCACCUCUAGCACUGAGUGACAGGCAGAAAUUGGCAGCACUCCUGGAACCGACAUGAAGAGUCGACACAAUCUCGCUUGAAGUCUUACGAUGAUCGUACAGUAUCCUAUCAGCCAUGGUUAUCAUAAGACCUGUAACGCCGCUUCAUGCAUAUGCCAUUGCCCCCUCCUGCCAGAUAUUGGUCGCAGAAUCAUUCGUCAACUGCUUCCUCGACUGUCGGAGCAGCAUGUCGCUUCGCCGGCGUUGAUUUGCCAGCGGAAUCAACUGAAGUACUAGUGGCAGACUCAGGGGGAGACGUCGACUCCCCGCCUGCUGGCUUAGCUUCUGCCUCUGUAACCUUCUCAUCCGAUGCUGCAGCAACCUUUGCCGCUUUCCUGGCUUUCUUUUCUUGCUUCUUUCUCUUGAUGUCCUCUUUGGUUUCGUGCCAACCCCAGAACGGACGGAAGCUGUCGAAGAAACCCACAUCUUCGAAGAGAUUCGGGUACAGCCAAAGGCCAGGCGGGACGAGGAAGAAUGUGAAGACGAACAGAAUCAGUCGGAAGAUGGCCAUGGCGAAGAACAAACCGAGCAAACCCAUCAAACCCCAGGAGCCGUACCACACACCCUGUCUCAUGAAGAAAGGCCAUAGGGGGAAGAGGACAACAGUGAAGACUGCAAUCAAGGCCAGCGCUGCCCACAUCUUGGUCUUCCACUGUGGUCCCUCGAAUAGCCAGACGUAAUGCAUUGUCGGG
This is a messenger RNA of Exophiala xenobiotica, 1432 nucleotides long. RefSeq lists its product as uncharacterized. The record is from RefSeq and is a predicted model, not a curated record. NCBI's taxonomy places the organism in Eukaryota, Fungi, Ascomycota, Eurotiomycetes, Chaetothyriales, Herpotrichiellaceae. Gene Ontology annotation, cellular component: Mis6-Sim4 complex. The coding region runs from base 34 to 759 and encodes 241 amino acids. The transcript is spliced from 2 exons.